Molecule: messenger RNA, 797 nt
Organism: Passer domesticus (house sparrow)
Lineage: Eukaryota; Metazoa; Chordata; Aves; Passeriformes; Passeridae
Product: olfactory receptor 14C36-like
Exons: 1
Coding region: 1-765 (254 amino acids)
Biological process (GO): G protein-coupled receptor signaling pathway
Cellular component (GO): membrane
Molecular function (GO): olfactory receptor activity; G protein-coupled receptor activity; odorant binding
Source: RefSeq, a predicted model, not a curated record
AUGUUCUUCUUCCUGAUCAACCUGGCCCUCAGCGACCUGGGCUCCAUCUGCACCACUGUCCCCAAAGCCACGCACAAUUCCCUCUGGGACACCAGGAACAUCUCCUACAAAGGAUGUACUGCUCAGCUCUUUUUCUUUAUGUUCUUCAUUUCAGCAGAGUAUUUCCUCCUGACCAUCAUGUGCUACGACUGCUACGUGUCCAUCUGCAAACCCCUGCACUACGGGACCCUCCUGGGCAGCAGAGCUUGUGCCCACAUGGCAGCAGCUGCCUGGGCCAGUGCCUUUCUCUAUUCACUGCUGCACAUGGCCAAUACAUUUUCCCUGCCCCUGUGCCAUGGCAAUGCCCUGGGCCAGUUUUUCUGUGAAAUCACUCAGAUCCUCAAGCUCUCCUGCUCCAAAUACUACCUCAGGGAAAUGGGGCUUCUUGCUGCUAGUGCCUGUUUAGGACUUGGCUGUUUUGUGUUCAUUGUUUUCUCCUAUGUGCAGAUCUUCAGGACUGUGCUGAGGAUCCCCUCUGAGCAUGGACGGCACAAAGCCUUUUCCACCUGCCUCCCUCAUCUGGUUGUGGUCUCUCUGUUUCUCAGCACUGGCACAUUUGCUCACCUGAAGCCCCCCUCCAUCUCCUCCCCAUCUCUGGAUCUGGCCCUGUCAGUUCUGUACUCAGUGGUGCCUCCAGCCCUGAACCCUCUCAUCUACAGCCUGAGGAACCAGGAGCUCCAGGUUGCAGUAAGGAGAGUGAUGACUGGAUGGUUUCGGAAACAUUAAACUGCUGGCCAAUUUCUGCCAUUCUUUUUAAA